AUGUACGAAGCCAGCACGAACGACCUUGAGUGGUCGCUGCGCCGAAGCCAGGAAGAUAUCCUCACCCACUGGAAUGAACAUACUUCGCGACUGGGCCGUCGCUACGAAGAGGGCGACGCAAUCGCCCGCGACCAGAUGAAGGAUAUCAUAAUCCAGCUCCAAAGAGCGCUGCUCGCCCAUCUGCGGGACAACAAUGCCCAGCUCGACAUCAUGGCCUUGCUUUAUGCGUCCGACCAAGGCCGGAACGAAACCAUCGCGGUUCUCAUCGGCCUCUAUCAGCGCAUCUCGCAGACGUCUUUCGUGCCCUAUCCAAUGAGUACGGGGCCAGUGGUCGUCGACCGAUCCUCCAACUUGGCGCGCGAGCUCGAUCGGAUCGAGCGACGGGGCAUUUCGGACAUCCCAUACACGCACCGGGUGAUGGCGGUUCCAUCAUCACCCGGGGAUCAUCGCAACUCCGGCCGCUGGACCAGCUCGCCCCCAGAGCCGUCUGGCCUGUUUCCGCAGCUCGAGGGAUCCAGUCCGUCGACUUCGACAUCCAGACGUUCCUCCCGAUCGUCGUCCUUCACGACCUUUUUCCGGCGCCGAUCGUCCGCUGAACAGUCCAUCUUUUCGGAGCCCGCAGUCAAUAGCCGGUAUAGUAGCCUGGGAUCUGCGAAUAUGUCGCCGCCGUCUCGUCGCUCAUACAGUAUUGCCCACGCCCCCGAGCCCGCCAGCGACUGUCACGACCGCAUCCCGGAGAUCCACGCACCGGACCUCGUCGACCCCGAGCGAGGCUAUACAACACGCCUUCAUGAGCCCAUUCUGGAAGACCAGCAGGAGCAUGACAGUGCGCGCGACUCCUCCGACGAUAUCAUGCGUGAAGUCACCAACAACCCGUGGAAUAUGGACCCGCACUCCAAAGCUCUCGAGGCGGCCCACCGCCGCUCCCCCAGCCCAAGCCACCCCACUUCCCGCACCCGGGCAUCGCGUACGACCCCUACUCGGCACCCAUCGCUCCCCCCACAACGCCCUCCCCCGCUCGAAGCCCGUAACGCCCCCUCCCGCGCCUCCACCAGCUCCUCCGCCUCCCUGUCCACCCCCUCCUCCUCCGUCCACAAGCCCUCCGCCAGCAGCCCAUCCCCGCACCCGUCCUACUGGCCCCCCAGCAAAGACACCAACUACUCCGGUUUCUGUAAAGGUGCCUGGAAACUGCACUCCGGGCUCGGCGGGUUCAAGGUACACUCCGUUCCCUCUGGCUACUAUAACCUCGAAACGAAAUGGCGCUGCGACUCAUGCUUCUUCGAGAUGCCGCACGUCCCGGGGCAGAGUCGCACCGACCACCGCUUCGACACGAAGGUCUACCUCCACCGUGGUUCCGCGAUCCAGUUCCGCUGGCUGUUCUUGGCCAAGUCGCAUCUGAAGGUGCGCCGCGCCUACGUCGGUGUGUCGAAAGAGGCCCGCGGCCCAUUUGGCUGCAUCUUUUGCUGUGCCGAGAAGAACGAGCCCGUCCCGGCGUUUGGGACGUUGGAUGUGUUUAUGGAUCAUUUGGGCGCUUGUCAUCGCUUGAUUGGUGACGUGGCCCUGUUGGAUCGCACGAGGUGUGUGGUCGGGCGCAUCGCUGGCUCUGACGAGGAAUUCGAUGUGAACAUUCCGCCUGAGAAGUGGUGA
Messenger RNA from Penicillium macrosclerotiorum, 1647 nucleotides. RefSeq lists its product as uncharacterized. Lineage: Eukaryota; Fungi; Ascomycota; Eurotiomycetes; Eurotiales; Aspergillaceae. The record is from RefSeq and is a predicted model, not a curated record. The coding region runs from base 1 to 1647 and encodes 548 amino acids. The transcript is spliced from 3 exons.